This is a messenger RNA of Clonostachys solani, 1434 nucleotides long. The record is from the annotation of a GenBank genome assembly. NCBI's taxonomy places the organism in Eukaryota, Fungi, Ascomycota, Sordariomycetes, Hypocreales, Bionectriaceae.
AUGGUUGCUAAAAUCUUGGAUCCGAAUAACUACACGAAGCUGUAUCUAAAUGGGGAAUACGCUCCUGCACAAAGCCAAGAAGCAUACAGCUUGAAAAACCCCAAGGAUAAUACUAUCGUUACUACUCAGGUCCCGAUCGCGGGACCGGCAGAUGUUGAUGCGGCCGUCCAGUACGCAGAGGCGGCAUUUCACGGGCCAUGGAGUCGAUUCACUGCCGUCCAGAGAACCGAGUGUCUGCUUAAAUUGGCGUCAUUACUAGAUGAAGAGCUUGAGCCCAUUCUGACACUAGACUCUCUGACAUCCAGGGUCCCGGUCUCUCUCGCUCCGGUUCGUGAGCGCAAUUAUAUGAGAAACUGUGUUUUAUAUUACGCUGGUUGGACGGACAAACAGAAAGGAGAUUAUUACCCCGCGGAUGAUGGGUUCGUAAAACUCGUCCGGCAUGAGCCACUUGGUGUUACAGCCGCUAUCAAUCCUUUUAACGCACCCUUGGCAACCUUCUUCCUCAAGGCCGCGCCGGCUCUUGCCACAGGAAAUGUAAUGAUUUUGAAGCCAAGUGAGAAAACUCCGCUAGGCUCCCUGGCCAUCGCACCUCUCUUCGACAAGGCUGGUUUCCCUCCCGGCGUUAUCCAACUAAUUACAGGGUCAGGAUCAACUGGCGCUCUACUUGCAGAGCACAUGAGGAUACGCAAAAUCGGCUUCACUGGCUCAGUACCGCCGCUUAGAGUAACCUUGAAGCGAGUCACGCUCGAGUUUGGGGGGGGGGGGGCGGCCGUUGUGUUUGGGGAUGCCAAUCUCGAAACUGCGCUCACGUGGACGGUCAACGACAUUUUGACACGAAGUGGCCAGCUCUGUGUAGCAGCCUCGAGGGUGUAUGCCCAAAAGAGUAUUGCCGACCAAUUCAUCAAAGAAUACGCGGCAAAGAUGCAAGCAGCGGCGAGUGAGUUGGGAGAUCUUCAAGAUCCGGAUACUAAGUUUGGACCCAUGGUGGAUGAAUCACAUCUUGAACGGGUGAAAUCGAUGGUGGAUCGAGCAAAAUCUGAGGCUGAGCUGGUGAUUGGAGGUGGCCAAUGUGGCAACCAUGGAUGUUAUAUGGAACCAACAGUAUUUGUGAACCCGAAGGAGGAUGCCGAAAUUUACCGCAACGAGGUAUUUGGCCCCGUCAGUGUUAUCAAGAGAUUCGACAAGGAAGAAGAGGUUUUGAAAAUGGCAAACGAAACAGAAUUUGGUUUAAUGUCCGGUGUAUUUACGCGAGAAAUCACCAGAGCUCUACGAGUUUCUUCAGCGCUGGAGUCUGGCGUGGUCGGUAUCAACUGCGUCAGUCUACAAAGCCUGCAAGCGCCUUUUGGUGGGAAGAAGCAGAGCAGCAUUGGACGAGAGUUCGGGGAGUACGCGUUGCGCCGAAGACGGUUCUUAUCAACAUGGCUGCAUAACUAG